Molecule: messenger RNA, 1243 nt
Organism: Portunus trituberculatus (swimming crab)
Lineage: Eukaryota; Metazoa; Arthropoda; Malacostraca; Decapoda; Portunidae
Exons: 3
Coding region: 218-1039 (273 amino acids)
Source: RefSeq, a predicted model, not a curated record
UGAGGAGCAAUAGUGCGGAGGUGUCUGCCGUGUCAGACAUUCUCCGCACUGAGGAGUGCCAGAAACAUUGGCAUAUUAUAAAAUCUGAGGCAAGACGGAACACCCGCAAGCAGAGAGAAGCCAUGACUGCCACAGAUGGUGGACCUCCUGCCAACCCUCCUCUCUCCCAGCACAAUGAGUUAAUCUUUGAGAUUUUGGACCCUAAGAAUGUCUAUUCAUGGGUGUACCAAUAAGGUCACCAUUCACACAGCUGCUACUUACACCACCACCACCACACCACCGUCUGCAUUGCUGUGAAGUGAUCCUUGGCAUUGUGGAGCAGGAACUGUUAAUUAAUGAAGACCAACCUUUUAGGAUGGAUCCUGAAUUACUGUGUGGAAAAGCGACAUUGGUACCCAGUGGAGAAGCCAUGGCGAUGGACACACACAGGGAAAAGCCACUAGUGAGGGCAAUAUUCCUGUUGCUCCUGUUGUCAAUAUGCUUUGGAGUGUUGGUGGGCAGAGUGGCGGGCUAUGAGGUCUGUGAUAUCAAUACAAAAGUGCUGAGAGGACAGCAGCACAUCUUCACUAAGAACAGUUGGAACACUAGCAGAUCUCAAAUAACUCUGUUUGGGAAGGUGGAGGACAGCUUUGAGGGCUUCAGUGUCAAGGUGGAGGGAAUAGGUGGCAUUGAUUACGGUGCCUGGUUCCCUGCAGACGAUCAAUGCUUCCCUAACAAGACCAUUUGGUACCAGCUGAUUACAUUUGCACUGAUCAAGAACAACUCCACUACUAUCAUGUUUGGCUUUGAGACGAAAUACUGCCGCAGGGAAUGUGAAAGGAACGAAGCCCCACAGAGCCUGCAGCAGCACAGUGUGGUGGUUCACGGGGCCUCCCAGUGGAACAAUCAUUACCCCUAUGGUGACUGUAUUGUUGCCAAACCGAGUGACAAGACUUUCUCUGGUCCGUUGCUCACCUGCACCUCCGCUGCACCUCCAGCUCCUAUGUCUACGGUAACCAUAAUAGUGAUAGUGAUGGCGGUUGUGGUGGGGGUGGUGUAGCGGCUUUAAUGGGUCGUCAGUUUAAAGAUUACUUCACAGUAAAGGUUACUUCACAGUGUCCCUAUCUCAGCUGAACACACUAAUCAUGACACAGAGACGUCCAGCACAAUCGUAAAAGAGCGCAUUGUCGUGACAACGAAUCUAUGGUAAUAUUUUCAAGAUGAUUGAUAAAAAAAAAUAAAGUCUGUGAAACAAAAAAAAAAA